This is a messenger RNA of Penicillium lagena, 558 nucleotides long. RefSeq lists its product as uncharacterized. Lineage: Eukaryota; Fungi; Ascomycota; Eurotiomycetes; Eurotiales; Aspergillaceae. The record is from RefSeq and is a predicted model, not a curated record. The transcript has a single exon. The coding region runs from base 1 to 558 and encodes 185 amino acids.
AUGAUCAGUGAUAAGAUUCCGAUCCACGUCGCUCUUCGCUUGUGUCUGGAGAGUACCUCAGUGGAAAGCGCUAUCAAGACACUCGAAACUCUAGGCGGCGUCGCAUCUGCGCAGCAUAUUCUCGUGGCAGACAGCACAACAGCAGUAGGACUUGAGUUAUCGCCUGUGGGCGACAGUCAUAUCGCAGAGGACGCGUCGGGACUGAUCGGACACACCAACCACUUUAUCGAGAACCGAUAUGUCAACGAGCCACCAUGGCUGUCGGGAUCCCCCAUCCGUCUUGAACGACUGGGAAAUUUGACAAAUGAGCUGCUCCAAAAUGGGGUGAAGGGAGAUGCCAUCACGCCUGCUUUGCUUCGGGAACGGAUCUUCUCUGAUACGUAUAAUGCGCCCCAGGCAAUCUGUUGCCAGGAAGAUCCGAAUCGCCAUGUCUCUUCUCGAAGCAGCUCGCUGUUUAACAUUGUGAUGAACCUGGACCCGAAGAAUCUGGGUGCAGAAGUGGUAUUUGGGCGUCCAGGGUCGGAGGAGCAAGGAGCUGUGUUGAGGAUGCCCUGGUAG